Molecule: messenger RNA, 17240 nt
Organism: Talpa occidentalis (Iberian mole)
Lineage: Eukaryota; Metazoa; Chordata; Mammalia; Eulipotyphla; Talpidae
Gene: ZNF292
Product: zinc finger protein 292
Exons: 8
Coding region: 36-8216 (2726 amino acids)
Biological process (GO): regulation of transcription by RNA polymerase II
Cellular component (GO): nucleus
Molecular function (GO): DNA binding; DNA-binding transcription factor activity, RNA polymerase II-specific
Source: RefSeq, a predicted model, not a curated record
ACCCAGGUGCGUACGCGACGGAGCGGGGUGUGAAGAUGGCGGACGAAGAGGCCGAGCAGGAGAGGUUGAGUCGCGGCGGAGGCGGCUGCGUCGCGGAGCUGCAGCGCUUGGGCGAGCGGCUCCAGGAGCUGGAGCGACAGCUGCGGGAGAGCCGGGGGCCGGCCGUGGACGCGGCCACGGAGUACUGUCAGCAGCUGUGCCAGACACUCCUUGAAUAUGCAGAGAAAUGGAAAACAUCAGAAGAUCCCUUACCUUUAUUGGAGGUAUACACAGUGGCUAUCCAAAGUUAUGUUAAAGCCCGACCUUAUCUUACCUCUGAAUGUGAAAAUGUAGCAUUGGUUCUGGAACGCUUGGCAUUAAGCUGUGUUGAACUUUUAUUGUGUCUGCCUGUUGAGUUAUCAGAUAAACAGUGGGAGCAAUUUCAGACACUGGUGCAGGUAGCUCAUGAAAAGCUGAUGGAGAAUGGCAGCUGUGAAUUGCAUUUUUUAGCUACUCUAGCUCAAGAGACUGGGGUGUGGAAAAACCCGGUACUGUGCACUAUUCUUUCCCAGGAACCAUUGGAUAAGGAUAAAGUGAAUGAAUUUUUAGCUUUUGAGGGUCCCAUCUUGUUGGAUAUGAGAAUUAAACAUCUAAUCAAAACAAAUCAGUUAAGUCAAGCAACUGCUCUAGCAAAGCUGUGUUCUGACCAUCCAGAGAUUGGUACAAAAGGUAGUUUUAAGCAAACUUACCUUGUCUGUCUUUGUACAUCAUCACCAAAUGAAAAGUUAAUUGAAGAGAUUUCAGAAGUUGAUUGCAAAGAUGCUCUAGAGAUGAUCUGUAACUUAGAAUCUGAGGGCGAUGAAAAAAGUGCUCUUGUCUUAUGUACUGCGUUUUUGUCACGUCAACUCCAACAAGGAGAUAUGUACUGCGCUUGGGAACUCACUCUCUUUUGGAGUAAAUUACAGCAAAGAGUAGAACCAUCUAUACAAGUGUAUCUAGAAAGGUGUCGUCAACUUUCUUUGUUAACAAAGACAGUUUAUCACAUUUUCUUCCUGAUUAAAGUUAUUAAUUCAGAGACUGAAGGGGCUGCUGGACUUGCCACCUGUAUAGAACUGUGUGUUAAAGCUCUUCGCUUGGAAUCUACAGAAAAUACUGAAGUGAAAAUAUCUAUUUGCAAGACCAUUUCGUGCUUGUUGCCUGAUGAUCUGGAAGUUAAACGUGCUUGUCAACUGAGUGAAUUUCUUAUUGAACCUACAGUAGAUGCAUAUUAUGCUGUGGAAAUGUUGUAUAAUCAGCCAGACCAGAAAUAUGAUGAAGAAAAUCUUCCAAUACCAAAUUCUUUGCGCUGUGAGCUCUUACUUGUAUUGAAAACUCAGUGGCCCUUUGAUCCAGAAUUCUGGGAUUGGAAAACCUUAAAACGACAAUGUCUUGCAUUAAUGGGGGAAGAAGCAUCCAUAGUGUCUUCAAUAGAUGAACUAAAUGAUAGUGAAGUUUAUGAGAAAGUAUUAGACUACCAGGAAGAGAUUAAAGAAACUUCUGUGAAUGGACUUUCUGGUGGAGUUGGUGCUAAUUCUGGCCUCCUUAAAGACAUUUGUGAUGAAAAGCAAAAGAAGAGAGAAAUAAAACAAUUAAGAGAGAGAGGAUUUAUAUCUGCUAGAUUUAGAAAUUGGCAAGCCUACAUGCAGUAUUGUGUGCUCUGUGACAAAGAAUUCCUUGGUCAUAGAAUAGUACGGCAUGCUCAAAAACAUUACAAAGAUGGAAUUUAUAGUUGCCCCAUAUGUGCAAAGAACUUUAAUUCUAAAGAAACAUUUGUCCCUCAUGUCACAUUGCAUGUUAAACAAUCCAGUAAAGAGAGACUAGCAGCUAUGAAACCUUUAAGAAGAUUGGGAAGGCCUCCUAAGAUUACAACUACCAAUGAGAAUCAGAAGACAAAUGCUGUGGCCAAGCAGGAACAGCGGCCUAUAAAAAAGAACAGUCUCUAUUCAACAGACUUCAUAGUAUUUAAUGACAACGAUGGUUCAGAUGAUGAGAAUGAUGACAAAGAUAAGUCUUAUGAGCCAGAAGUGAUCCCAGUCCAGAAGCCAGUACCUGUUAAUGAAUUUAAUUGCCCUGUAACUUUAUGUAAAAAGGGCUUUAAGUACUUUAAAAAUUUAAUUGCUCAUGUAAAGGGGCAUAAGGAUAAUGAAGAUGCCAAGCGCUUUCUUGAAAUGCAAAGCAAAAAAGUUAUUUGCCAGUACUGUAGACGGCAUUUUGUAAGUGUUACUCAUCUCAAUGAUCACUUACAAAUGCACUGUGGCAGUAAACCGUAUAUAUGUAUACAGAUGAAAUGUAAGGCUGGUUUUAAUAGUUAUGCAGAGCUCUUAACCCACCGAAAGGAACACCAAGUCUUUAGAGCAAAGUGUAUGUUUCCUAAAUGUGGUAGAAUUUUUUCAGAAGCUUAUUUACUAUAUGAUCAUGAAGCACAGCAUUAUAAUACCUAUACUUGUAAGUUCACAGGUUGUGGUAAAGUUUAUCGUUCUCAGAGUGAAUUAGAAAAGCAUCUGGAUGAUCACAGUACUUCUGAGAAAGUGCUACCUCCUGAAGACCAACUUAAUUCAUCUGGAGAUUCUGUUCAGCUUUCCAAAGUGAAUCAGAACUCAGAAGGAAGUUCUGAGAAAGAGAGAUCUACGGUUCUUUCAGAAAAUAACGUUGAAAACACCUUAUCAGCAGAUGGAAGUGAUACUUGGGAUAAAAGCAAGGCCGAAUCAGUUAUGACCAAACAAGAUCAGAUUUCUGUGCCUGAGUUUAGGCAAGCUGAUGGACCUUUGUCAAAUGGUUUGGAAAAUCCUGCCGCUACUCCUUUACUUCAGGCCAGUGAAGUCGCUGUGUCUAUUAAGGUGUCUCUCAAUCAGGGGAUUGAGGAUAACUUUGGAAAGCAAGAAAGCUCAUCUGUGGAAGGCACAGAUGAGUCACUGGUCACAAACUUAAAUACACCAGUUGAAAAUACUUGUAAUAAUUUGUGUCAUUCAGAUUUUCAAGAGAGAAAAGAACAAGAUUGUUUUAAUGAAACACAGAUUACUCAGAAUUCUUUAAUAAAUUCAGAAACCCUCAAAAUAGGUGACCUUACCCCUCAAAACUUACAAAGACAAGUGAACAACCUGAUGACCUUCUCUGUACAAAGUCAAGCAGGAUUUCAAAACAGUUUAUCAACAUCUAAGUUUGAAUGUGGAGGUAAUGCUAAAACAACAUCAAGUAUUUAUAAUUUACCUCUUAAGACUUUGGAAAGUAUUACAUUUGUUCCACCACAACCCAACCUAAGUAGUUCUUUAGUAACUCCAUCAGUGCCUCCAAAAGCACCAUUUCAGAAAUUCAGUUGCCAGGUUGAGGGAUGUACUCGAACCUAUAAUUCUUCACAGAGUAUUGGGAAACACAUGAAGACAGCACAUCCUGACCAAUAUGCUGCAUUUAAAAUGCAACGCAAAAGUAAAAAAGGUCAGAAAUCUAACAACUUAAAUACACCAAAUAAUGGAAAGUUUGUUUAUUUUUUGCCCUCACAGGUGAGCAACUCUAAUAAUGCAUUUUUUACACCACAGACCAAAGCCAAUGGGAAUCCUACGUGUUCAAAUCAGUUGCAGCAUGUCUCACCUUCCACUUUUCCAACUCAUUUAGCAAGUGUGUCAACUCCACUGUUGCCCUCAGUUGAAAGUGUCAUUAAUCCAAAUACACCUUCUCAGGAUAAAAAUGAACAUGGUGGUGGUAUGUUAUGUCCCCAAAUGGAAAAUUUACCUAAUGCUACCUUGCCAGCACAAAUGGAAGAUCUAACCAAAACAGCUUUGCCUUUGAAUAUUGACAGUGGCUCAGAUCCUUUCCUUCCUUUACCUGCAGAAAGUAAUUCAAUGUCUCUCUUCCCUUCGCCAGCAGAUAGUGGGACUAAUUCUGUUUUUUCCCAACUGGAAAAUAAUACAAAUCAUUUUUCCUCACAGAUUGAAGGAAACACUAACUCCUUUCUAAAGGGCGGUAAUGGUGAUAAUGCAGUUUUUCCUUCACAAGUGAAUGUUGCGAGUGACUUCAGUGGCACCAGUGUCCAACAGUCUGCCCCUGAAAAGGUUAAAAAAGAACGUGGACGGGGCCCAAAUGGGAAGGAACGAAAACCCAAGCACAACAAAAGGGCUAAAUGGCCUGCAAUUAUCAGAGAUGGGAAAUUUAUUUGUAGCAGGUGUUACAGGGCUUUUACUAAUCCCAGAUCUUUAGGUGGACAUUUGUCUAAGCGAUCCUAUUGUAAACCACUAGAUGGAGCAGAAAUUGCUCAAGAACUUCUACAAAAUAAUGGACAGCCUUCUCUUCUUGCCAGCAUGAUUCUCUCUGCAAAUGCAGUAAAUUUGCAGCAGCAGCAGCAGCAGUCUAACUUCAAUCCGGAGGCAUGUUUUAAAGAUCCAUCGUUCUUGCAGCUUCUUACUGCUGAAAAUCGCUCAUCAACAUUUUUACCAAAUACAUUCCCUCGGACUGGUGUUACUAACUUUAGUACAAGUGUUAGUCAAGAAGGAAGUGAAAUUAUUAAACAGGCUUUAGAAACUGCUGGCAUUCCCAGUACAUUUGAGGGCCCUGAAAUGCUUUCUCAUGUUCCAACAGGCUGUGUCUCAGAUGCAGCGCAAGUAAAUGCAACAGUGAUGCCAAAUUCAACUGUGCCACCCCUGUUGCAGACUGUAUGCCACCCAAAUCCCCUGCUAACACACCAGAAUAGAACACCAAAUUCCAAAACUUCUUCCGUUGAGGAAUGUAGCAGUUUGCCUGUUUUUCCAACAAAUGACUUACUACUGAAGACUGUUGAAAAUGGUUUAUGUUCUAGUUCAUUCCCUAAUUCUAGUGGACCAUCACAAAACUUCACCAAUAACAGUUCACGUGUUUCAGUUAUCAGUGGACCUCAGAACACAAGGUCUAGUCAUUUAAAUAAAAAGGGAAAUAGUGCUUCUAAAAGAAGAAAGAAAGUUACGCCUCCGCUGAUUGCACCUAAUGCUUCCCAAAACUUGGUAACAACAAGUGAUUUAACAGCGAUGGGACUUAUAACAAAGAGUAUUGAGAUACCGACUACUAACCUUCAUUCAAAUGUAAUUCCAAAUUGUGAACCUCAGGGUUUGGAAAAUUUAACACAGAAAUUAAAUAAUGUUGACAAUCAGUUAUUUAUGACUGAUGUAAAAGAAAACUUUAAAACCAAUCUUGAGUCCCAUACAGUGUUAGCUCCUUUAACAUUAAAAACAGAAAAUGGUGAUUCCCAAAUGAUGGCUUUGAAUUCAUGCACAACUUCAAUAAAUUCUGAUUUGCAGAUAUCUGAAGAUAAUGUUAUGCAAAACUUUGAAAAGACUCUUGAAAUUAUUAAAAGUGCUAUGAAUUCUCAAAUACUUGAGGUAAAAAGUGGAUCUCAGGGUACUGGUGAAACAUCACAGAAUGCGCAAAUAAAUUAUAGCAUUCAGCUCCCUUCAGUAAACACUGUACAGAACAAUAAAUUACCUGAUUCUUCUCAGUUUUCCUCUUUUAUAGGUGUCAUGCCAACAAAAAGUAACAUUCCUCAGUCGGAAGUAUUGCAUAAGGAAGAUCAAAUACAAGAAAUUUUAGAAGGCUUACAGAAAUUAAAAUUAGAAAACGACCUGUCCACUCCAGCAUCCCAAUGUGUACUAAUAAACACAUCAGUGACACUGACUCCUACUCCAGUUAAGUUAAUUCCAAAUGUCACAGUUGUUCAGCCAGUUUCUGAAAUGAUAAACAACAUUCAAUUUAGUGACAAAGUUAAUAAACCCUUUGUAUGUCAAAACCAAGGCUGUAGUUACAGUGCUAUGACAAAGGAUGCAUUGUUUAAGCACUAUGGUAAGAUUCACCAGUACACUCCAGAGAUGAUUCUUGAGAUUAAGAAAAAUCAGUUGAAAUUUGCUCCAUUUAAAUGCGUAGUACCUACAUGUACAAAAACAUUUACAAGAAAUUCUAAUCUCCGGGCACAUUGUCAGUUGGUACAUCAUUUUACAACAGAAGAAAUGGUAAAGUUAAAAAUAAAAAGGCCUUAUGGAAGAAAAUCUCAGAAUGAAAAUUUGUCAGCUCCACGAAUUACACAAGUGAAAAAGCAGCUAGCAACAACAGAGGAAAAUAAGAGGGAAUUCCAGCCUCCUUUGGAACUGGGAACAUUGAAGGAAAAUGCUCUAAAUAAUGUGGCACCAACCCCAGAAAAAGAACUUACAGAAAAAAAAAGUCCUGAAAAAACAGAAAGUUCUUCACAAGUGAUUACAGUUACUUCAGGACAAUUUAAUACAAAUUCCCUAACAAAUAUACAAACCAAAGGAAGGAAAAUUAGAAGACAUAAAAAAGAAAAGGAGGAGAAAAGAGGGAAAAAGCCAGUUUCUCAAUCCCUUGAGUUUCCAACGAGAUACAGUCCCUACAGACCUUAUCGAUGUGUUCAUCAGGGUUGCUUUGCUGCCUUUACAAUACAGCAAAAUUUAAUUCUGCAUUACCAGGCUGUACACAAAUCAGACCUACCUGCCUUUUCUGCAGAGGUUGAAGAGGAGAGUGAAGCUGGUAAAGAAAGUGAGGAAAUUGAAACAAAACAAACUGUGAAAGAAUUUCGAUGUCAGGUGAGUGACUGUUCUCGAAUUUUCCAAGCAAUUACUGGCCUAAUACAACACUACAUGAAACUUCAUGAAAUGACUCCUGAGGAAAUUGAAAGUAUGACUGCUUCUAUAGAUGUUGGGAAAUUUCCAUGUGACCAGUCAGAGUGCAAGUCUUCAUUUACCACAUAUUUAAACUAUGUUGUUCAUCUUGAAGCAGACCAUGGAAUUGGCUUACGGGGAAAUAAAACUGAGGAAGAUGGCAUAUACAAGUGUGACUGUGAAGGUUGUGACCGUAUAUAUGCAACUCGGUCUAAUCUCCUCCGACAUAUUUUUAAUAAACAUAAUGACAAGCAUAAAGCUCAUUUAAUUCGACCAAGAAGGUUAACACCUGGCCAGGAAAAUAUGUCAAGCAAGGCAAACCAAGAAAAGACCAAAUCUAAACAUCGGGGGACAAAACACAGCAGAUCUGGAAAGGAAGGAAUCAAAAUGCCUAAGACCAAAAGAAAGAAAAAAAAUAAUAUAGAAAACAAGAAUGCAAAGAUUGUGCAGAUUGAAGAAAAUAAGCCUUACUCUUUGAAACGUGGAAAGCAUGUAUAUUCUAUAAAGGCUAGAAAUGAUGCCUUAUCUGAGUGUACAAGCAGAUUUGUAACCCAGUAUCCAUGUAUGAUAAAGGGGUGUACAUCAGUUGUUACAAGUGAAAGCAAUAUAAUUAGACAUUAUAAAUGCCAUAAAUUAUCUAAGGCAUUUACUUCACAACACCGCAAUCUUCUUAUUGUCUACAAACGAUGUUGCAACUCACAAGUAAAGGAAAUUUCUGAGCAAGAAGUUGAUAAGAGUGAUGUGAAAGAUUCUGGCACAUGUGUAUCAGAGAGCAGUGAGAACUCAAGAACAACUGACGUUCCACAGAAGGAAGUUGAAAAAAAUGAAAAAGAUGAAAUGGAUGAACUAACAGAAUUAUUUAUUACAAAAUUAAUCAAUGAAGACAACACAAAUGUAGAAACCCAAGUUCAUACCUCUUCAAAUGUAAGUAGUGAUAUUCAGGAAGAUAACCCUUGCCAGUCAGAAAAGCAAAAAGCAAGUAAUUUGAAGAGAGUUAAUAAAGAAAAAAAUGUUUCCCAAAAUAAGAAGAGAAAAGUUGAAAAACCUGAACCAGCAUCAGCAGUUGAGUUAAGCAAUGUGCAUAAAGAAGAAGAAACUGCUGUUGCAAUUCAAACCACUGAAGAGCACCCUGCAUCUUUUGACUGGAGUUCAUUUAAACCAAUGGGAUUUGAAGUAUCAUUUCUGAAGUUUCUUGAGGAGUCUGCAGUAAAGCAGAAAAAAAAUACUGACAAAGAGCAUCCAAAUAGUGGAAAUAAAAAAGGAUCCCAUUCAAAUUCAAGAAAAAAUAUUGACAAAACUGCUGUGACUAGUGGAAAUCAUGUGUGUUCUUGUAAAGAAAAUGAAACCUUUGUACAGUUUGCCAAUCCAUCACAGCUUCAGUGCAGUGAUAAUGUAAAAAUUGUUUUAGACAAGACUCUUAAAGAUUGCACUGAGCUUGUCCUAAAGCAACUUCAGGAAAUGAAACCUACCGUCAGUCUGAAAAAACUUGAAGUACAUUCAAAUGAUGCAGAUGUACCUAUCAUAAAAGAAAUCAGUAUGGGUAAAGCCACAGGGAGAGGACAAUACUGAUAACUAAUGUACUAUAAAUACAUCAUUUACAGUUUUAUUUUAAAUAGGAGCCAUCAAGCAUGCUAGAAUUGUGAAAGUUAUCCAUUAUUUUUUGUUAUUGAUGUGAAUUAACCUGGCCAAAAAAAAGGAAAAAAAAAAAAACCAUGACAUUUGUCAUGUAAAACUUUUUUUUAAUCCCUAUGGGACUUAAACAGAAUCAAUACUUCAGUUAUUGUAAAUAGUUGAGCUAAACUGAAAUUUCUAUGAACCAGUUGCCCUUUCCAUGAAUUAAACAGAAUUAUCUGUGUGAUUGAUACGUUUCACCAGGUCACUGCUCAUGUAUAACAGUACUCAUUGUUUGUAGAUACUUUUUUGUAUAUAUUUAUUAUUGUAAAUCAUUUGCUGCCACCAGCAGUCUGUAAGUCUAAACUAUUAAAUGACACAUUUAUAUUUGGAAUUUUAAUUUUUAACUAAGUGAUCAAGUUUUUAAAACUUCUUUUAUUGUUUUAAAUUAAGAAUUUUUUGAUCUAAAAUAGAAACUGCAUAGUUCACUGAUUUUUACAUAAAACAUUUACAAGAUGAUUUCAAUAUUUUCACAAAGUAGGCACAUUAUAUCAACACUUUGCUCUGCUUUGUAAAUUUUCCAUCCAGGAUUUUUAGGUGGUAUUCAUAGGAAAUUAAAGCAGAUUCUUAAGCAGUUUCCUAUAGCUACAGGUUUUUUUUUCCAAUGCUUCUGAUUGGAUAUAGUUACUCUAAUUCCAUGAAAUAUAAUGGAAAUGUGAACAAAGAAUUUACUACACUGAAGAGUUUAAACAUUUGGUAUAAAAAAAAAUCCUUUGUGAAUGUGAUAGAAACUAGUAGUGUGGAGCAGUGUAAAUAUUUGAGGUGGUGAUUUGUGAAGUAGCCCAGUAUUGCCUUAAAUAAAAUCACAUUUCAUUUCUUGUUUUAUACAUGUGAUCUUAUAAAGGUUUUUUUUUUUUUCUGUUGUUCAUUUUCUGAGAUUUAUAGAUUGGUGUAUAGCUUUAAACUGUAAAAACUUUUGUGGAAAGAUUUUUUUAAACAUUUUUAUAAAUCUUAAAAUUGGUAUCAUCAAAGUGAGCCCAUCUUGUGUUUAUAAAAUGCAAGAGUCCUUAACAUUUAUAAUUACAUAGAUGAAACACUUUCUAUAAGGAAGUUGGAUGUUUUGAUUUUACUGUUUAUAGAUGUUAGAUUGUACAGAUUUGUCUGUAUUUUACCCACCAUAUCUAAUGAUACUUUUUCAUUAGAUUGGUCUUCCAGAGCAGUAUUAGUUGUUAUAAUUACUUCGGUUAUUCAAUACAUAGUUAGCACUUAUAGUUUAGCUUCACCAUAUUUAUACUGUUGAUUCACUGCCUGAGAUAGAGGCUGUUUCAGGAGAGUUUAUGACCUUCAUUUGAAGUUCAACUAAAAUCAGUACUUGGAAGCAAACAAAAUAGUUACUUUUGUUUCUGUUUACCAUAAUAGUAGCACUGAUUUUUGGCUUUGUGUUUGUUAUAAGCCAGUUGCAUUCACAUUAUUAUUAUUAUUAGCCUGAGAUAUCAGUGACAUUGUGAUGAUAUGAAAAUGUAUAUAUUUCCUGUGCAACAUCAGAUUCAUAGGAAAAAUGAAGCACUUAACAUUAAUUGAAAUUGCUGGUACUCUGAAUAAAUAAGCAUGGUCAAGGAGUGAAUUUUCUUUUGGAAAAUAUUUUUAAGUUUUAUUAUUAAAGUAUUAUAGUUUUAUUUUUAGAGCCUAAUAGGUUUCAUUGACUAGUUCGUUUCACUUCAUUAAGGUUUAUUACCAAUAUGCAUAAAACUUGACACAUUAAAGUUCCUACCCCUUGGUAAGCCCACUGUUAUUUAUUAAAAGUUGUUAUGGGUGAUUAAUACAUGUUUUACCCUAAAUUAACAAUAACUUAACUUUGAAUAAUUUUAAUAUUAAAUUUUUGUUAACAACUGAAUGUUUCCGUACAGUUUUCUUAGAAGUUGACCUAGCUCUUGAAUAUAGGCAUUUGGCAAAACUGCUUAUAUUCGGUGCAGUAGAAAAUAGGUUUAUCUCUGAUGAAUGUAGUGAUGGGCCAUUGUUAAGUGAAAAUGUAUUGGAGCUUUUCUUUUGCCAUUUAGCUUUAAGAAAAUUGAAGACUAGAUAUUUCUGUAAUUGUUCUCUCACAUUAUCAGGGGAAAGAGUUUGUAAACACUGAGUUAAAUUUUUAAUAUUCCAGGUACAGUAUACUAAAGGUAAUUAUGAACAAGUGGGCUUUUUAGCAUGAAAUAAAAGAUUCAAAUUAUGGUAUAAAAUAGAUAUGAAUUUAUAGAAUAGCAUGUUGGUAAAGUUUGAUAUGAAAUGUAAUGCCUAAGGAUUAAAAAAGACUAAAAGUGUAUUUUUCCAUGGUAUACUUUUCCUUGCUAUUGUUUUGAGAUGUUUUCUUCCUAUAGCCUAGAUUUGCCUGAGGUUUCAUUAUUAAGAUACAGAUUUUUCUCUUUUCAACCCAGAGAAUUGGAUUCUUACACAUUAGAACAGGUUCAAUACCAUUGUGUUAAGUGAACUGUAACAGUUUGGGAAAUUUCCAGCAAUGUUAAAUUGCUGAAAUUUAGCAUAAGUUACUAUUUUAAAGGGCUAGACAAAGAUAGAUUUUUAACAAGGCAAAUUUUGAUCAGGCAAGCACAGUUGCUAUAGCUGAAAGUACAGAAAUAGUACAUACAACUAGACAAUCAAAGAGGAAAUGUUCUACUUGGGAGCAAGGGAAAGAAGAUGUAGGUAGUUAUGAAAGUGUAAAAAAGGUGAGUCUUGAAAGGUGAAUUUGUAGUCAUUGGAUUGUCAGAAAGGAGAAGGGAGUUCUAGGUCUACGUUCCGAAGCAGCAUAGAGCAUUUGCAGUGUUAUAGCUUGUUCUGUAGGUUGCAAAAGCUGAAGAUCAUCUCGUGAAGGUUCUUGUGUGCCAUAUUUAAUCUUACUUUUUAAAAUUUAAUGUAUUUAAAUUGAGCAAUUUGAUAAUAUACUACUUUUGUAAAGAUAAUUAUCACUGCAGAGAGGAUAGAUUGGGUAAGUUGGUGAUAAAAAUCAAGGAGACCAAAUAAUCCAGACAAAACAUAAUGGAAGCCAGAUGAGAGUGUUAAUAUGAAUUUAAAUGGAGACUAAUGGAUAUGAGAGGUACUGAGAGUAGCAGGAGAGUGUGACCCUAUAAAGACCUAAUUGUAUUGGACUAUCUUAGUGAAUGAGUUUACAUUUAGGUUUUAGAUAAAGGGGUGAGAUUCUUAACCUUGUAAUUUUAAAAGUUCACUCUGGUGAGGGCGCAUCCCGGGGGGCCAGUGGCGGUGGGAAUUCAAUAAAACCAGUUAAGGUUGUCCCAGUUGUUAUCCACAGAAGAGUGGAUACUCAAUUGAUGUACAGCAGUGGUGGGGAAGGGAGUGAAGGGAGUGGACUUGAGAGAGCUGGAAUGUUUGUCAGGACUUAAUCACUAUAGAACAUAGGGAAGGAGGGAAAGGAAAAUCAAAAUAUCUAGGUUUUGAGUAAAUGGUGGAAUAUCAUUUAUUUGGAUAUUUAAGCCUAGAAGAGGAGCAGUUAUGUGGAUGAAUGAUUGCUUAGGGAAAGAGUGUAGAGAAAAGAAUCCAACUCACCUCUGAACAACUCAAUACUUUACAGUAGAUUAAAAGAGAGGAAAAAUUAGGAGACUGGUAGGAUGAAAGCUUUUCAAGGUGUGUGCAGUUUGUCACAUUCUGCUGAGAUAAAGAUUGUAAAGUUUACUUUGGGUUUAGUGACUUUUGCAAUUACAUAGUUUGAAGAGUGUAGGGAACAAGUGUAAAUACCUAGUUUUGGACAGUUUAAUUGUAAAGGAGAGAGAAGAUAGAAUGAUACCUGGAGGGUGUUAUGGAGUCCAGCCAGGUUUGGAAAAUUAUAGAAAAAUUAGCAUAUUCAAGUACUAGUAAGGAGGAUUUGGUAAGGGGGUUAAGAUAAUGAAUAGCUAAUAUUUGUCAUGAUAAUGUAGAAGGAAUAGAGUUGGAGGAAAGUGUUGAAUUUGAGGGUUUUUUUUUUUUAAGAAACUUUAAAGAUUUAUUAAUUUAUGCAAGCACUGGGUACAGUCAGAAGCGCAGGAGGGCGAGAGAAUUCACCAGAGCCAGAGCGGGGAACAGAACAGACAGACUGACAAAAGGACACUGCUGAGGGGAGCAGCGGGCGGCAGGAGUGGUCUGCGUGCCAUGUGGGACCCUCACCCUGGGGCUGAGGAUCGAACCAGCGCUGCAGAGGCUGCGGGCAGCUUCGCAACCCACUGCUCAACCCCUGCACCACCCGGGAGGCCCACAUUUGAGAGUCUUGAUUAGAUUAUCAAGGCAGAGAAGUAAUCAGUUCUUUCUAAGGAUGUGGAACUGUAGUUCUGUACUUAAAAUCCAUUGAAGAUAAGCGUUCUAUCUUUUUCUGUACCCUGAGCAUUUGGCCCAGAAUCUGAGAUAGAGUUUGCACCUAAUUCUGCUAGAUUGAAAGAUGCAACCAGGGAAAAAGAUCACCAAGGAGUGAACUAUGAAGAAUGCCAACACUUAGUGACUUUAUUUGAAGACUUUUAAAAUAAGUUUUUGUGGAUUCUGUGGAGGUGUAGAGUUAGAAGAGAGAAGUUGAAGAACAGUGUGGACAGAACCAGAUCCCAAUAACAGAUUAUUACAAAAUUGGACACCUCUCAGUCAAGAAAUGUUGAGCUCCUUGUCAUGAGAUGGCAAAUAACGUUCUGUUCAACAGCAAGACUUAGAACACUAGAAAAUUUGAGAUGAUGAAUAGGAGGAGCUAAAUUGGAGAUGUAAGAGAAACAUACAUUCAAGGUUCUGCUGAGUUAGAGCAUAAUAUUUUUUUAAAUGAUUUACUUAUUUAUGCAUAGAAGAACUGGGGUAUAGGCCAGAGGUGCAGGAGGUGAGAGGAUUCACUAGGGACAGAAUGGGGAACAGAACAGGCAGAUCUACUGAAAUACACUGGUGAAAGGAGCAGCAAGUGAGACAGGAGAGCUCUGCUGUGCUAUAUGUGGGUUAGCUCCCUGACAAGGGAUCAAACUCAGGCCUUAGUGAUGAUAGUGCUGAGACUUAACCCCUGUGCCACCAGGGAGGCCCCACUGAGCAUAAUCUUAUGCUCUAUAGUUCUAGUUGAUUCUUUUCAGUAAUAGUCCUCAGUUUGAGUGGAGGAGGAAGAGGGAAAUGUUUAGUCUUUGUAGAAAUAGUGCAACAAUGAAUUGAACCUGGCUAGGUUAGGAAACCUAAAGACAGAAGGAAGUGGCCCCGGAACUGGCAGUCUUAUAACCUCAGGGUAUAAUGAGAAUAGGACCAAGAAUUAGGUAUGGAAAUUUAAGAUUUUAGGAGUAAUGCAGUUUGCAGUGUCUGAAAAGGUAGGUUGAAGAUUGUGGUAGAUUACUAAAUUAGACUGUAAAUGAAAUUUACUGGGGAUGAGAAAUUUAAAGAAUUUUGGUCUGAUUUUUUGAAUGGGUUGUACCCAUUGUAGAACUGGUGUAAGAAGACUGUGUCAGGUGUUGAAGUCUCAAGAAGUUUGGCAGGGAGAGUGCUUCUAUCCUAUGGUAUAUGUAAGGAGUUUGGAAAAUUUGCUGCUUCAACCAAAAUGCUUGGGAGAUUCAAGUUUAGUUAUAUAAAGUUGCAGAAUAUAAAUCUGAAGCAGUAAAGAAUGAAAGUUCUAGAGGAAACCUUUUUAAUAAACAGGAUCGUAGUGCUUAAAGCGGAGAAAGAGUAAUUAGUAUGAAAAUACAGACAGUACAAGAGUGGCUUUUUAGUAGCCAAGAAAGAUAAAAUCUUUACAUACUUUAAGAUCAGGACUAAGGUCCUUUUAAAGUUAUAUUUAUUGAGAUAAUGUUGAUUUGCAACACAGUAUAUGUCUUAGGGGUGUAGGUUUAUACCUCUAUAAUUGUCUUACUUCACUAGGCUCACCACUAGAGUCCCAGCAGUGCUCCAUUGGGCCCCCUCUACACUUUGCUUCCUCCUAACUGCACUCACCUUCUGGCAGCCUUAGUCAUAGUCCAAUGUGUUCUUUCCCCUCUUGUUUUCUUCCCUCCACCCUCUCUUGCCCUCCCCCACCCCCGCUGGAUGCCUCAGAUCUUUGGUCAACAUUCAAGGUUUGUCUUUGAUUUUCUGUUUAGUUUCUCUAAAGGAGGCCGCUAAGUAUAAAUUUCCCCAGCCAAGGUCCCAAGUAUCUGAUCUGCUAAUGAUGAUAACAGUUAAUAUGUUUGGCAACUACUAUGUGCUAGGCACUCUGCUGAGAACUUUCCCUGUAUUUCCAUUUAUUCUUAUACCAACUCUUAAGAGUGAGGUGCUCAUAUCCCCAUUUUAAGAUGAGAAAAUUGAAUAAAGUCUGGAAAGGCAAGGUCUGUAAGGGUCACAUGGUUAGUAUAAGGGAGAGCUGAGAGUUUAACCCAGUAAACUGACUCCAGAGCUAUAUGUGCUUUCAUCUGGAGAUAUACACAACUGAAUGAGAUAAUAGGUUGGUCAGUGUUUUUAACUAGAGUCAUGCUGUAAAAAACUGUCUUGAUAGCAGAAGGGAAUUCUCAGGUGAUUAGGAAACAAGAAUUGAUUUGUAGAUGAUACUGUUUUUUUUUUAACCCAGUUAAUUUUUUUUUUUUUUUAUGUUUAUGGCUUAGUACUGAUUCCCAGGGAAGGGGGAGAGGAUGAACUUCUUGAGCUAUUAAAGAAAUGACUGUUGGUGAAGGUAGAGUACACAGAGGAAAGAGAAUCACCAGAGACCUUUGCUGCAGUCAUAUAAUCUUAAACCAAAGAAGUUAAGAGUAAAAGAAUAUUACAAUUGUAAUGGAGUUAGGUUGUAGUGGAGUUAAAAAGAUUCUGUCAGCUUUCAGUCUACUCAGUGUAUAUUGGGAGCACUAUAUUUAGAACUUGUAGCCAGAAGUUUGGUUGCUGCUCUCUUAGCAACCAGGUUCUUAUGCUCUCCAUAGGGCACAGCAAAAGGACGUGCACUGUGCAAGCUACAUUUACACAUGUUUAAUGCAGCCAUUCCUAGAUCCAUUAAAUACUCAUAUCACCCAGGGUCUAUUGAAGAAGAGGAAUUGGGAUCAGGGUGAUAAUAGCUCUCAUAUGCUAAGGUCCCCUAUAGCAAUGAGAUUAAAUUUUGGAGAAGUCACUGGGAUUUUGAAGACGGUUGAUUUCAAACUCCUCAGAAGCAGAUCACAUCAGAAAGUCUUCAUUGGAAAUGUACCUAUGAGUCAUCCUCACAAGGGAGUGUCCCUCUUCUUGCCAGGCCAAAGUAACCCCUUUUAUAUGGGGGUUUCAAAAUGUUAACACUUAGAUACUUAAGACUGAGAAGGGGGGAGUGAUAUACCAAAAAAGGCAAUCUUAAACAGUUUUACUACACUUUGCAAUAAUAGAAUCCACAUAUUCAAAGAAGUCAUUCUGGUAAAUUUUGUAUGCUACCACCAAAUAGUAGCUGGUAAACUCAUUACUUAUUUGAGAAUAAUGAAAAACAUCUUCAAUGUAUUUAUUAAACCUACCUAGAGCUACUUAAAACCACCUCAGCUGGAGCAUUACAAAGUUUUCUCUCAAGUGUAUUUUCCCUAAAGGGAUAUUUUCUAAUCCCAUGAUAGCUGGGCAUUGUUCUAACCUUAUUUAUGCAAUUUAAAUCUGGAAAAUUAGCUACCCUACUUUAUAGAUGAAGACAGUGACAGAUGGGGAAAUUUAAUAACUUACAACAGUAGUUAUAAGCUCUGACCCCUGGCUCAGAAUGCUUUCCCUGCUGUCUUGCUGGCUGAAGUUGUUGCCAUUUCAAAGUGAAGGAUAAAAGAGUGUAGCAGGAUUAUAUAGGGAAAGUUUUCAUUGCAACUGUACAAAACUGAUAUAUUUAGCACAUAAGGCAAAAUUGUAAGUUGUUAUAUGGCAAAUGUCAAUGUCUUAGAUUUUUUAAAUUUUUAAGUUUUGGAGGAAAAAAGGUCUGCACAUUACCAGUGCAAAAUGAGAAACUGAAGCAAUUCUAGUUUCUUCUAACAAAAUCUUUAUCCCACUCCAGCUCCCUAGUCAAAGUAGAUGAGCCACAAAUAUGAAUGCCAGCAGCUGCCCUGCCGGAAUUGAAAAGACCGGAAACAUCCAGAAUGUUCUGUUACAAAGGUGUGGACCUUUCAAACACAAAAUAGUGGUUGGAUGUAGAUAAUCAUUAAACUUUAGUUAUAUAUUGGUCUCCCUCCCACCUCCUUCCUUCCAUUACUAUUUUCCCUCCUUCUCGUUCCUCCUCCUCCUCUUCCCCCCACAUCCCAAUAUUCCUGACAGAAAAUCUGAGUUUUGGAACCAAACAUGCCUAUUACCUGGCUACAUUACUUUGUUUGCCUUUUCACUGACCAGGCUAUCAUGUGUAGGCAAUUAUCCUCAGAAGUACAGAAUUGAGGGGAAGGGCAGACCGAGCCCUCCAGUCUUUGAUACAUUGGAUUGGGCUCUCAGUAGAGUAGCAAUCACAAAGAUCCUGAAAGAAAGACUUGGGAAUCUCAAGACUGAAGUCUGGCUCUAUCUAGUAAGAAAAAUAGGCAGCAUUUAAUAAAACAAUCAUACCAUCAGUGCUCUGAGCUCUUUAGCUAUCAACACAUUUAAUCACAGUUGUAGAAAGGAAGCUGGCAUUGGCAGAUACUGUCAAAGUCACUUUACUUGUGCCAUCACCUUAUCAGUUCAAGAAACCUAUGAGUUGUUAGAUAAACAAUCCUAGAAUACUGCUUGAAGGAAAAUUUUUACAGUAGUCACACUAUUGUAUACAUGUGCACACAGAGAGAGCAGAUGCAGAUUUUAUACUGACAAUGGGAAGAAUGUCACCAUUUGGAUUUGGUAAAGUCUACAUAUAAAUCCUAUUAUUACUUCCCCAUCUCUCUAGUAGAGGCCAUAUUCAUAUUGGUUUCACCAGAAUAGUUACAUACAUUUCUCUUUAGCAAACAUACAUGAAUAUACUACUCAAAUAUUCAGAUGUUUUUUGACUAUUUGUCUCUCAGAGCAUAUAUUUGAAUUAGGUGAUUUGCUUCACUUUAGCUGCCAGCAUUUGUGCCUCUGACCUAAGGAGAAGUUGGUGUGGGAGUAAAAUUGGCAGUG